AUGACCCAACGACCCAGUGUGCCUGUCCCAACAACACAGAGUUUGUCAGAGUUCCUUAGCGGAAAGCUGGAGGAAGGUGCAGCUGAAUUGCUCUCCUCCUAUCCCCAGUUGGAGUCAUGCGACAGCUGCGGAAUUCAUGUCCGUAAAAUAUGGAGCAGGUACUUGCGUGUGUUUGAAAGAGUGUUGAAUAUCAACCAGAUCUGCUCCCAAGGGUUCACUGCUCAUUUGAACAGACUGCCUACCCCCUCGAUAUUUGGAAAUGAUAUUGCCAACAUCAUCCUUACAGCAGAAUACCAGACAGCCAAUCGUUUCCACUUCAAGAUCAGUGAUCCGAGUGAUGCCAGAUAUGAGGUACCUCAUGAACACGUCCAACCGUUUCCUGGAAAUGUAACUAAUAAUUUGAACUAUCAUGUGGAUUAUAUUGAGGAACCAUUUAGCAUCAAAGUUACCCGGAAAAGCAACAAUCGUGUUUUAUUUGACACUGGUAUUGGACCCCUCCAGUUUGCUCAGCAAUACCUGCAACUCUCUAUCCAGUUACCAAGUGCUAAUGUGUAUGGCUUAGGGGAGCACGUGCACCAGCAGUACCGUCAUGACAUGAACUGGAAGACUUGGCCCAUCUUCUCUCGGGAUACUACUCCUAAUGAUGACAUGUCUAACUUGUAUGGCGCUCAAACAUUUUUCUUGUGCCUUGAAGAUACAAGUGGAGCAUCCUUCGGGGUUUUUCUGAUGAACAGCAAUGCCAUGGAGGUUAUCCUUCAACCUGCGCCAGCAAUCACUUACCGAGUCACCGGGGGCGUUCUGGACUUUUAUGUCUUCUUAGGGAACAAUCCAGAAGAGGUUGUUCGGGAAUAUUUAGAGCUCAUUGGAAGGCCAUUCUUGCCAUCUUAUUGGAGUCUUGGAUUUCAUCUCAGUCGCUGGGUAUAUGGAGGUUUGGCUGGGAUGAGGGAAGUCGUGGAGAGAAACCGAGCUGCUCAACUUCCCUAUGAUGUUCAGUACUCUGAUAUUGACUACAUGGAUGAAAAGAAGGACUUCACUUAUGAUAAAGUACUAUUUAGUGGACUCCCUGAGUUUGUUGAGGAUUUACACAACCAUGGACAGAAAUACGUCAUUAUUAUGGAUCCAGCCAUUUUCAGUAACUCUUCCAACUAUGGUCCUUACAUUCGGGGCUCAGACAUGAAGAUAUGGGUCAAUGCAUCAGAUGGAGUGACGCCAUUAGUUGGGCAGGUGUGGCCGGGCCAGGCGGUCUUUCCCGACUAUACCAAUCCGAAGUGUGCUCAGUGGUGGGCAGAGGAGUUCAGACUCUUCUAUGAGGAGUUAAAGUUUGAUGGAAUCUGGAUUGAUAUGAAUGAACCCUCCAACUUUGAAAGUGGUUCAGAAUGCUCACCUAAUAACCUGAACUCUCCCCCAUUUGUUCCUAGAAUACUGGACAGAUAUCUGCCUUUCAAGACCCUUUGCAUGGAUGCAGUACAGCACUGGGGCAAACAUUACGAUGUCCACAAUCUGUAUGGCUACUCAAUGGCAAUUGCAACUGAAGAAGCUGUAAAAACUGUCUUCCCUAAUAAAAGAAGCUUUAUUGUGACACGUUCUACCUUUGCUGGGUCCGGCAAAUUUGCAGCCCAUUGGCUGGGGGACAAUGCAGCCACCUGGAAUGACCUUCGUUGGUCUCUACCUGGCAUGCUUGAAUUCAACCUGUUUGGUAUUCCUAUGGUUGGUCCUGACAUCUGUGGUUAUGCUGAUAAUGUCUCAGAAGAGCUAUGCACGCGGUGGAUGCAGGUUGGGGCAUUUUAUCCAUUUGCCAGGAAUCACAAUGGUCAAGGCUACAAGGACCAGGAUCCUGCUGCAUUUGGAAAAGAUUCCCUUCUUUUGAAUUCUUCCAGACACUACCUGAACAUCCGCUAUACUCUGCUGCCCUAUCUCUACACUCUCUUUUUCCGAGCUCACACUCAGGGGGACACUGUGGCCCGGCCCCUUCUUCAUGAGUUCUAUGAAGAUAGUGAUACCUGGGAUGUGUAUCGGCAGUUUCUGUGGGGUCCUGGGCUUCUCAUCACUCCUGUUCUGGAUGAGGGUGCUGAGAACGUGACAGCAUACCUGCCUGAUGCUGUCUGGUAUGACUACGAAACUGGUGGCCACAUACCCUGGAGAAAACAGCAGGUGCAAAUGUCAUUCUCACCAGAACAAAUUGGACUCCAUCUUCGAGGUGGCUAUAUUUUCCCCUUCCAGCAACCAGCCACAACCACAGUAGCCAGCCGAAAGAAUCCUCUUGGUCUCAUCAUUGCCCCUGAUGACAAUAAGGAAGCUAGAGGAGAGCUUUUUUGGGAUGAUGGAGAAACUAAAGGUACUAUAGCUAGUGGUUCCUACAUCUUGCAUGAGUUUUUGUUCACCCAAAACCGUUUGGAUAUGAAGGUUUUGCACCAAUCCUACAAUGAUCCAAAUAAUUUAGUAUUUGAAGAGAUUAAAAUCCUUGGGACAGAAGAACCUACCAACAUCACUGUGAAGAAGAAUAAUGUCCCCAUUGGAUCUUCUCCUAAUGUCACUUACUUUGAAGAGUACCGGGUGGCUAUCAUCUCAGGACUUAAACUUGCCUUGGGAGAAGAAUACACUGUGGAAUGGAGUACACAAUUCAGAGAGGUCAAAAUAGACUGUUAUCCUGAGGACCAGGCAGUCUCUGAAGAAAACUGCACAGCUCGUGGCUGUGCCUGGGAGGUAACCAAUUCUCCAGGAGUCCCUAGCUGCUAUGUCAUCAAUCACCUAUAUUCUGUCAGUAACAUUCAGUACAAACCAACGGGGGUCACUGCAGAUAUAUUCUUAAAUUCACCUGUGUAUGCUUCCAACCUGCUCUCUGCCCACCUCUCUACUCCUGUGAACCCUCUCCGCUUGGAUGUCACCUACCAUAAGAAUGAUAUGCUGCAGUUUAAGAUCUAUGCUGCCAAUAGCAAAAGGUUUGAGGUUCCUGUGCCUCUCAACAUCCCCAGCUCUCCCUCUAGCACCUCUGAGAAUCGGCUUUAUGAAGUUCUCAUAAAAAGCAAUCCCUUUGGGAUUGAGAUCCGACGCCGGAGCACAGGCACAGUCAUUUGGGAUUCACAGAUACCUGGCUUCACCUUUAAUGACAUGUUCCUGCGCAUCUCUACCCGCCUCCCAUCCCAGUAUAUCUAUGGCUUUGGGGAGACAGAACACACCACCUUCCGGAGAAACAUGACCUGGCACACGUGGGGAAUGUUUAGUCGAGACCAACCCCCGGGAUACAAGAAGAAUUCCUAUGGUGUGCACCCCUAUUACAUGGGUUUGGAGGAUGAUGGCAAUGCCCACGGAGUGCUCCUACUCAAUAGCAAUGCCAUGGAUGUGACUUUUCAGCCCACUCCUGCACUGACAUAUCGUACCACUGGGGGAAUUCUGGACUUUUAUAUGGUUUUGGGGCCAACCCCAGAACUCGUCACUCAGCAGUACACAGAGUUGGUUGGGCGGCCAGUGAUGACACCUUACUGGGCCUUAGGGUUCCAGCUUUGUCGAUAUGGAUACCAAAAUGAUUCUGAAAUUGCUGAACUUUAUGAUGCUAUGGUGGCAGCUAAGAUUCCUUAUGACAUACAAUAUUCAGACAUCGAUUACAUGGAACGGCAGUUAGACUUCGUCCUCAGCUCCAAGUUUGCUGGCUUUCCUGAUCUGAUCAAUAGAAUGAAGGAAGCUGGGAUGAGAGUCAUCCUGAUUCUGGACCCAGGCAUUUCUGGUAAUGAGACCCAGCCAUAUCUUCCAUUCCUUCGGGGAGUCGAGGAUGAUGUAUUCAUUAAAUGGCCAGAAGGCAACGGAAUUGUUUGGGGAAAGGUCUGGCCAGAUUUGCCCAAUGUCACUGUUGAUACAUCUCUUGAUUGGGACACCCAAGUGGAGUUAUACAGAGCUCAUGUUGCUUUCCCAGACUUUUUCCGUAAUUCAACAGUCAAGUGGUGGAAGCGGGAAUUGCUGGAACUCUAUAACAAUCCCCGGGAGCCAGAGAAGAGUCUGAAGUUUGAUGGACUGUGGAUUGACAUGAACGAACCAUCAAGCUUUGUGAAUGGAGCAGUUUCUCCAGGCUGUAGGAAUGACACACUCAAUCACCCUCCUUAUAUGCCCUAUUUGGAGUCAAGAGACAGUGGUCUGAGCAGCAAAACCCUGUGCAUGGAAAGUCAGCAAUUCCUGCCUGAUGGAAGUCCAGUGAGGCACUACGAUGUGCACAAUCUCUAUGGCUGGUCCCAGACAAAGCCAACAUAUGAAGGAGUUCAGGAGGCUACAGGAAAGAGAGGAAUUGUGAUCAGCCGCUCAACUUUCCCUUCUUCCGGACGCUGGGCAGGACACUGGCUGGGAGACAACAAAUCAACAUGGGACCAACUCUAUAAGUCCAUCAUUGGUAUGAUGGAGUUCAGUCUCUUUGGAAUAUCCUAUACAGGAGCUGAUAUUUGUGGGUUCCUUCAAGAGGCUGAAUAUGAAAUGUGUGCUCGAUGGAUGCAACUGGGAGCCUUUUACCCUUUCUCUAGGAACCACAAUGCUCUUGGGACCAAGAGACAGGAUCCAGUGGCUUGGAAUUCUACCUUCGAGGAUCUCUCGAGAAGUGUCCUUCAGACAAGAUAUACUCUCUUGCCUUAUCUCUAUACCCUCAUGCACAAGGCCCAUGUUGAAGGCAGCACAGUUGUCCGACCCCUUCUCCAUGAGUUUAUAGAAGACAAAGAAACCUGGGACAUAUUCCUUCAGUUCUUGUGGGGACCAGCCUUCUUAAUCAGUCCUGUCCUUGAACCUAAUUCUAGGCAGGUGUCUGCUUACUUCCCCAGAGCCCGCUGGUAUGAUUACUACUCGGGCUCAGAUAUUGGAGUGAGGGGACAGUGGAAGGAUCUGCCAGCUCCUCUUGACCACAUCAGUCUCCAUAUCCGUGGAGGCUACAUCCUUCCUUGGCAAGAACCUGCUAAUAAUACUCAUUAUAGCCGGAGAAACUCCUUGGGUCUUCUUGUGGCUUUAUCAGAUAAUGGAACAGCUGAAGGAGAGUUUUUCUGGGAUGAUGGAGAGAGUAUUGAUACCUAUGAACGGGGGAAUUAUUAUUUCUCAACGUUCUCUGCCAGUCAGAAACACCUGGAUGUGAAGGUUUUACAGCAGAAUUACCAAGAUCCAAAUGGCCUGGCAUUUAAAGAGAUCAAAAUCUUUGGGCUGAAUUUCCAACCACUUGUAGUUACUGUGAAAGAGAAUAAUGUUCCAAUCCAGUCUGAUGCUGAGAUAAAGUAUAAUCCUGCAACAAAGGUCACUCACAUCACUGGACUUAACCUUGAGCUGGGGAAAGAGUAUACAGUGGAGUGGUCCACAGAGUUCAGAGACACAGAAAAAUUUGACUGCUACCCAGAUGCAGAUGGUGCUCAGGAAGAGAAAUGUAAAUUACGUGACUGUAUCUGGGAGAAUGCCCGGAAUGUAUCUGCCUACUUCCCUGAUGCCCGCUGGUAUGAUUACUACACGGGAGAAAAUAUAGGAGUAAGGAAACAGUUUAAGGAAUUAUCAGCUCCUCUUGAUCACAUUAACCUUCAUGUCCGUGGGGGCUACAUCCUUCCCUGGCAAGAACCUGCCAUUAAUACCCACUCCAGCCGACAGAAGUUCAUGGGUCUCACAGUUGCUUUGGAUGAUGAAGGAAAUGCUGAAGGUUGUCUCUUCUGGGAUGAUGGAGAAAGCAUUAGUGACGCCCCACUUCCUUACCCCUCACUCCCUCAAUCUUCCAUAAUGCUCACAAUAAAAAUGAAAAUAAGAUAUAUGGGAAAGACUGAGGCUCUCAAUCCUAACAUUUCAUUCCUCAGCCUAGAAAUUUGGACAAAGCCUCUAUUUAUGGCCAAGAAAUUGUCUGAGUUUGCAAGCUUUUUGAUCAUCCUCUCCAUAAUUGUUUUGGGUAUUAGCAUCGUUUUGCUAUUGCUUCUGAUAGUGGAUCUUCAAGAUGUCUCCUUUACACCAGUGUGCUUGGACACCAACCUGGAAGAAAGGAUAGAUUGUAUUCCUGACAAGUUGGCAACAGAGGAACUCUGCCACCUCCGCCAAUGUUGCUGGAAUCCUCAGAAAAACAGCAGCGUCCCCUCUUGUUUCUUCCCGAAGAAUGGGGGCUAUAAAGUCACUGAGGGGCCCACAGACACAGACACAGGAUUCACAGCCAAGUUAAGAAGGUUGCCUUCUGCAUCCCUUUUUGGAUAUGACAUCACGGAUGUCCUCCUCACAGCAGAAUCCCAGACGCCCAAUCGCUUUCACUUUAAGAUCAGUGAUCCCAACAGGAAACGGUAUGAGGUCCCCCAUGAACAUGUCCGACCAUUUACCCAAAAGGCAGCCUCCAAUUUGAACUAUAAAGCAGAAGUCAUUCAUGAUCCCUUCAGCAUCAAAAUAAGAAGGACAAAAAACAACAAAGUCCUGUUUGACACAAGCAUUGGACCCCUCCAAUAUGCUGAGCAAUACCUGCAGCUCUCUAUCCGGCUUCCCAGUCACAAUGUGUAUGGAUUUGGGGAACAUGUGCACCAGCAGUAUCUUCAUAGUAUGGACUGGAAAACUUGGCCCAUCUUCACCAGGGAUGCCAUUCCUAACGAUAAUAUGACUAACUUGUAUGGAGCCCAGACAUUCUUCUUAUGCCUUGAAGACAACAGUGGCUUAUCAUUUGGGGUUUUCCUAAUGAACAGUAAUGCCAUGGAGGUUGUCCUUCAGCCUGCCCCUGCAGUCACUUACCAUAUAAUUGGUGGCAUUCUUGAUUUCUAUGUGUUUUUGGGAAAUAAUCCGGAACAAGUUGUUCAAGAAUACCUGGAGCUCAUUGGACGGCCUUUCUUACCCUCAUAUUGGAGCCUUGGUUUCCAGCUCAGUCGUAGGGAUUAUGGAGGCAUUGAGGGACUGACAUCUGUUGUCAGCCGAACACGUACUUUUAAGAUUCCUUAUGAUGUCCAGUACUCUGACAUAGACUACAUGGAGGAGAAGAAGGAUUUUACCUAUGACAAAGAACAAUUUAAAGGCCUUGACCAGUUUGCUGAAGAGUUGCAUAGCAAGGGGCAGAGAUAUAUCAUAAUCCUGGUGUGGCCAGGACCCUCUGUUUUUCCUGAUUACACUAAUCCAGAGGGCACUCAGUGGUGGAUUGAUGAGUUGGUGAAGUUUCACAAAGAACUGAAUUUUGAUGGAAUCUGGAUGGAUAUGAAUGAAGUAGUCGACUUUUUAAAUAACGAAUCACUGUGUGAACACAAUGACUUGAACUACCCACCAUUCGUCCCCAAAAUCCUGGAUAGAAAACUGUUUGCACAGACUCUCUGCAUGGAUACAGAGCAGCAGUGGGGGCUGCAAUAUGAUGUCCACAGUUUAUAUGGCUACUCUAUGGCAAUUGCAACAGCAAAAGCCAUGGAGAACAUCUUUCCUAAAAAGAGAAGCUUCAUCUUAACUAGAUCAACCUUUGCUGGGUCAGGCAAGUUUGCAGCUCAUUGGCUAGGGGAUAAUGAAGCUACUUGGAAUGACCUCCAGUGGUCCAUCCCCAGCAUUCUUGAGUUCAACCUUUUUGGUAUCCCCAUGGUGGGUGCAAACAUUUGUGGUUUUGCAUUGAAUACCUCAGAGGAGCUGUGUAGGAGGUGGAUGCAGCUGGGAGCCUUUUAUCCAUUGUCCAGAAAUCACAAUGGCCCAGGUUUUGUGGACCAAGAUCCUGCCGCAUUUGGAAGAAAUUCUGUUCUUUUGAAUUCUGCCAUACACUACCUGAAUAUCCGCUACAAUCUUCUGCCCUACCUCUAUACCCUCUUUUUUAGAGCUCAUUCUCGGGGGAACACAGUGGCUAGACCUCUUGUUCAUGAAUUCUACCAGGAUUCCGAAACAUGGAAAAUACAUCAGCAGUUCCUCUGGGGACCUGGCCUGCUCAUCACACCUGUUCUAUACUCAGUAAGUUUCUUUGCAUGCUCUGUAACAUCAAAGAUCCAUAAAAGGUGCCAUACUGGCCUGCAGCCAACUUACCUUGUCAUGGGUGUGGACAGAGUGAUGGCAUAUAUCCCUGAUGCCAUCUGGUAUGGUUAUGAGACAAAGGUAGCUAUUCCACAGAGAAAGCAAUGGGUGGAGAUGCUACUUCCUGGAGACAAGAUAGGACUUCACCUUCGAGGGGGCUACAUCUUUCCCACACAGGUGCCAGCUGAGACCACAGAAGCCAGCCGUAAAAAUCCUCUGGGAUUCAUCAUUGCCCUAGAUGACAAGAAAGAAGCAAAAGGAGAGCUGUUUUGGGAUGAUGGUGAAACAAGAGGUACAUUUACAUCUAAUGCCUUAGAUGUCACCCCCUACCAUAUUCCUUCAUAA
This is a messenger RNA of Gracilinanus agilis (Agile Gracile Mouse Opossum), 8283 nucleotides long. RefSeq names its product maltase-glucoamylase, intestinal-like. Bases 1 to 8283 code for a protein of 2760 amino acids. Lineage: Eukaryota; Metazoa; Chordata; Mammalia; Didelphimorphia; Didelphidae. Gene Ontology annotation, biological process: carbohydrate metabolic process. Gene Ontology annotation, molecular function: carbohydrate binding; alpha-1,4-glucosidase activity. The record is from RefSeq and is a predicted model, not a curated record. The transcript has 70 exons.